Molecule: messenger RNA, 1403 nt
Organism: Telopea speciosissima
Lineage: Eukaryota; Viridiplantae; Streptophyta; Magnoliopsida; Proteales; Proteaceae
Product: protein PSK SIMULATOR 1-like
Exons: 1
Coding region: 48-1379 (443 amino acids)
Biological process (GO): positive regulation of growth
Source: RefSeq, a predicted model, not a curated record
UACCAGUAACACCAAUUCAUCUCACCUUCAUCAGUUUGUUCAAAUCCAUGGCUCUUGAAACAUGGCUGAUUAAGGUAAAGAAGCUGAUCUCAGAUGGUCUCGAAACAAUUAAAUCCAAUAAGAUUUCCAAGAAAUCUAACCUCGGCGUUUUAGCCUUCGAGAUCGCUGGGCUCAUGUCGAAGCUCAUCCAUCUUUGGCAAUCCCUGUCCGACAAGAGCAUCAUUCGUCUUCGCCAUGAAUCCAUAUCUCUCGAAGGAGUUCGCAGGAUAGUAUCCAACGAAGAUUCUUUCCUCUUAGCUCUUGCCUGUGCAGAGAUGGUUGAGAACUUAAGGCUUGUAGCCAAAUCCGUGUCAAGGCUCAGCAAAAGUUGCAGCGAAGAUUCGGGUCUCCAGUGUUUCGGUAGCUUAUUCGAAGAUUUCGCUAACACAGGCCUCGAUCCCAACGGUUGGGUGUUGAGUUGGAAGGAGAUGGAAUCCAAGCUAAAGCAAAUGAAUCGUUACGUCACUCUAACCAUGACUCUCCAUAAAGAGAUGAACGAGGUUUCGGAACUCGAGCACUGUUUGAAGAAAUUACUCAAAGAGAAGAAGAUUGUUGAUCUCCAACAAAAGCUGUUUUGGCAUAAACAAGAAGUGAAGUACCUCAAAGAGAACUCUCUUUGGGAAAGAAGCUUUGACACUGUCACGUUAUUGCUUGCAAGGUCAGUGUUCACUGUUCUAGAAAGAAUUAAGCUUGUGUUCAGCGUUGGACCAGCAAUCCAUGGCCCUUGUCCACCUCGCUAUAACCUCUCCUUAUCAGCCACGGUUCACCCAUCUGAAACUACUACUACUACUACUACUACUACUACAUGUAAAUUUGAAUUCUUGGAGUCGAAUUCAAAGAUACUAAAGCCACCACCAAGUACCUUAGGAGCAGCAGCCCUUGCUCUACACUAUUCUAAUUUGAUUAUUGUGACAGAGAAGAUGAUUAGAUCACCACAAUUGGUUGGUAUUGAUGCGAGGGAUGAUCUCUAUGCCAUGUUGCCUUCUAGUAUUAGAGUUUCACUGAGGGCUAGAUUGAGAGGUGUUGGAUUCUCUGCGAGUGAUCCAGUGCUUGCCGCCGAGUGGAGAGAUGCCAUGAGUAGGAUUUUGGGUUGGUUAUCACCUUUGGCUCAUAAUAUGAUUAUAUGGCAGAGUGAACGUAGCUUUGAGAAGCAGAAUUUGAUACCAAAGGCAAAUGUUCUUCUUCUUCAAACACUGUACUUUGCAAACCAGGCCAAGACAGAGGCCGCCAUCACUGAGCUUCUCGUUGGUCUGAAUUAUAUUUGGAGGUUUGAGAGAGAGAUGAAUGCUAAGGCCUUGUUGGGUUGCUCCAAAUUACCGAAUUUGCAGAGCUCUUGUUGAGGUCUGAGAAAUGAUUUUUAUUUU